AUGCCCGCGGUGGAAAAAAGCGUGAUCACCGAUUGGAAGCGCCUGUGGCAGAUGGUGUCCGGAAUUCACUACGAGACACCUCAGGAAACAGUGCGUGAUGAGCUGAUGAAUGUGGCCAGCGAACUGCAGGCCGGCGUGCUCCAAUUCAAGCCCAAAAGCGCCUCCGACGUGCAGUUGGACACGCUGCUCAAGGAAAAGAAGCAGGAGAAACUGUUGCCCUUCACCGAGCGCCUGCAAGAUCUGCUGGAUCUGGAAUCCGCGCAAUGCUGGGAGAUCCUGUGUUACUACCUCACCAAGGAAUAUAGAGGUUCCGCGAGCCUGCUCACCCAGCUGAUCUCCACGGAGACAAACAUGGCCAAGUUGCACGAGGACAUACGGCACUACUACUCGCUGGAGCGCAUGAUCGUGCUGAAAAUCGUGAAAAACCUGCUCGUGUUCCACCGGGUGCCGAAUCACCCCUACCACCAGGAGUACCGGGCGAUAGUGGACAAGAUAACUCUGCCCUGCCUGAGGGAUUCCUAUCUGAUGCAGCUGGAGAGCCUGAUCAGUGAGCUACCACCGAGAAAGCUGAGGGCGGGCGAGUGCUUCUACUCUGCGGACAAGCUCAUUGCAUGGUCGGAGCGGAAUGCCAGGGAGAUCAACGAGGUGUUGCACAUCCUGCUGCUGCUGAACGAGCAUCUGCCAAUGGGCUUUGAACAAAUUAAGCGGAUCUUCGCAGCCUGCAAGCAGCACUCGUUUGGCAGGUUACAGAAUUACCUGGACGACAGCCAGCGCUACCACCAAGAGCUUAUCAUCAGUAUCACGUAUUCGGAGCUGGUGCUCAUCAUGAAGUGCUUGGACUUUGAGAAGCCACACGAGAACACGGAACUGAUUGAGAAACUCAUUGAGGAUCUACAUAUUGACAUUUCGAACAUGCACCAUCGGCAAGAGCACGGUCCAUUGCUCCUCGUCUGGAUGCUGCUCCGACUGCGAGGCACCAACGAUGCCGAUGAUGCUUCCAGCCUGCUACGGUGCCGACAGCUCGGCAAACGGGCAGUGGAUCUCAAGUGCUUUGUCCAGCUACAGCAAAUUGUCCGGCAUUCCAUGUACGCAGACGAUUCCAUGCUGUCGCGGAUUGCCCGAAAGACCAUCUACAACCAGCUGUGCUACAUGUGCGAUCUGUUCGAUGGCGAUGGCAGCUGUGCCCGGCACGAAGGCAUCUACGAGUUGCUCUGCGAACUGGUUUCGUGGCCGCAGUUGGCCAAGGACUUCUGCAACCGCGAAGACGAUGAUGGAGCACGGUCACUGUAUAAAAGUCUAUUGGAGAAUUUUCCCUUGGAAUUCACUCAUUUGGCCAAACUAUCACAGUCGCUGACCAAAGCGGGGCAGGGAAAUUUUAUUAAGAGUCAACUGGAAUCAUUGCCCAUACUAGCUCUCUUGUACGAUGAAAACGAGCAUAGGCUCCGCGAGGUGGACACCGAUGAGUUCGAGCUUACGGCCAGUGUGCGUCCAUUUCCCCGCAUCGAUUACACCAUUCCCGCUGGCACCAGCUGCACUGCCAUCCAGCAUCCCUCCGGCUGCUACAUGCACUUCCGCACGCAGGUGAACUUCUUUGAUGCUCUACACCAUGAGAUCAACUGCUUGUUGCAAGAAACUGGACACCUGCACGGGGACUUUGACUCCAGUGAACGGAUUCGCCGCGUGGAAGCCGGCCUGCGGUACCUGGAGACCGCCGUACAGCAAUGCACAUCGAUCGCCGGCAUCAGUGCCGAGAUGGUGCACCCUACCGAAAUGUGCGUGGACCUGUUGCACAAGUUCAAGGGUGUGCAGUGUCCACCAGUGGGUCUCAUCUCCAGUUGCCUGAACGUCUGCACCGCUCUGCUGCCGCUGGUGGAUGAGGAAAUCUUUUCGCGAAUUAGCCAGCUGCACAUUUUGCCCACAAUUAGCCAAGGACUGCAAUAUGAUUUCAAGCAUUAUGCCAAUGCCAGUGGCGUGUGCUUCGAGUCUCGUUUCCUUGGCUCCGUGAUCGACAAUGUGGAGAAGAAGAGUGAGCGAUACGAGUUCCUGCUGUCUUACCUGGGGUUCCUGCGCACCUACACGAAGCUGAAUCGAAACCGCUACAUGCAGGUGGAGAUUCCGGGAUUGAUAUUCCUGCUAAGGGACGUCUUUCCUCACUUGCAUGCUUGGCACUUUCGGUCGCAGGUGGAGCGGAAUAAGAUCUACUUCGAGGUACUGAGCUUUAUCUGCGACGUUCUGGACUUAACCGGCGCGAAUGCUAGUGACGCCCAUAACGAACAGCGAGAUCUACUGCUGAAGAUAUGCAUUUAUUCACUGCUUAAUUUGGAUAAUGGCCUGAUCCUUCUAAGAUUUGUGGGCGUGGGUAAUGCCUAUGUGCAGUAUACCAUGGAGCUAGAAACGAAUUGGAUGCAGCAACAGCCACACGGCCUGAUGAUGCUGGUACGUCUGUCCAUGCGCAUCCUAAUGCAGCUACUGCGGCUCAAGGAGAAGGUCUACGGGAGCGGUGAGUCCCUGUCUCCUUUGGAGGCGUUGAUAUACACACAGCCCAAGCAGAGGGAUACCCUGCGGAUUAUCCCAACUGUCUGCAGUUAUAUGGCCAAUAUUUUUGACCGAUGGCUGCCUAUACUGUCCUGCCGCCUACUAAAACGCAUCGCCCUGGAGUUUAACAUGUCGCUGCUGGCCUGCCUGGACAUGGAGGCGGAUCAGAUUCGAUUGACAUUUAUGCAAAAACUGCCCGACGAACUCGAGAGCGACUCGAUCAAGCUGGCCAUCCUGGAGCUGGUCGACGCCUGCAUCGCCAAGCAGCCGGGUGUGACUGAGGCCUUCUUUAAGGUGAACUAUGCACAGGACAAGCGAUCGCGUUCCUUCUUUGGCAAAGAGUGCGUUCCCAAUAUCGGCGAGAGCAUUGUCACCUACAUGCGGGAGUUCUUGGACGCCCUCCAGUUGGAACCCUUGACUAUCCAGCAGGAGUUACCCUGCAAGAUCAUGAACAUAUUCCACUCGCUGUGGAAGCACAAUCUCCAGAUGCUGGUCGACGAGCUGGUAAAGGACAAUCAAUUUUGGCCAAAGAUAGCCUCUCCCUUGUUCUGCGAACUUCAACCAAACGUGAAAAUCUACACACAGCUUCUUAACAUUAUCUCCAUUGAGGUCUAUACAGGCAACGGAAAGAAUUCCGCUCUCCUGGACAUGAUGACCAAGUUCUUCCAGCUCAAGACCUUUGAGCCCUGGCUAAAAUACGUCUUCGACAUGCCCAAGGUGCCGGCUGUGAGUACUAUUGGGUCGUCCGAUGACCUGCCCAACUGGAUCUGCUGCCUGCAGGCGUUCAAGGACCUCAUUGUGAUCCUGCUAAAGAAGCAGCCCAAGUUCAUGACGAUACCCGAGUUGCAGUUCAAGGUGAUGGCCGAGAAGUGCUUGACAGUGCUGGUGGAUCGCUCGAAUUAUCUGGAAGAUAUGCGGCCCUUCAUUGUGCUUUCCGAGCUGUAUGUGUUCCUUCUGCUUCAUUUCAAGCACUCGUACACAAAAAGCGGGGAGGAGGAGCAGGAGCUUAUGGAACAGCUGCUGCAGUUAAUGAGCCGCAUUUGCACCUGCUACGACGACCUGCACGUGAGGGCCAAGGAAGCCUGCCUGGCCAUCAUCACCAAGUGCGCGCACCUCUACACGGGUCUGCUGAUUCGUGACUCAUCCAUUGCCCUUCGCUUCCUCAAUUCCGUGGUCAGCAUCAUAUGCAGCGAGCUGCAGCACAUGGAGAACUCGGUGAGCUUGGAGAAGACACAAAGUCUGAACACUUCGGAUAGUUCGGGAGGCAGCAAGGCGUCCACCAACUCGCUGAUUCUGUGCCUCAAUCUGCUCAAAGCCGUAGCCACCAUAUUCCACAAUGACGGCCCCGGGAACUGGGAUCUGCCGUUUGUUUCGGUUCGCCUGUUCCAACGACUUCUGCGCUGCAUAUCCCACACCUUGCCGCUGUACAGUAAGCAAGUGCUUAGUGUCCAGCUCUUGGACGUGCUCAUCGUUUUCGCCAAAGGACACUGCUCCGUGGAGUUCUUGCAUUGCGAUGUGGGCGAAUCCUUGUGGUUGAAUCUACUUCCGCCGCGAGAGCUGCUGCAGUCCAAGAUGGAGUUCAGUAAGCCCUCGCCGGCGGAUGCCGACCGCUGGACCGUGGAACAAUGGUGGCCUGUAUACGCGAGGGGCAUCGAGCUGGUUACCAUUAUCCUAGAGAAGCAUAAAAAGUGCUUCCUCCACGAAGCUCUCCAGUUCGUGGGCAUUCAUGAGGUCUACUUGGUUGAUGCCCUUUUGCUGAGCAAACAAUCUUUGGAGCCAGCAGCUAUGCAGCUUAUCAAGGCGGCCAUAAGCUUGGUGUCCUGUCUGACGGAGCAUCAUAAGGAGUGGCAGGAGGAAUACGACUCGUCGGUGGGAAAUAUAAUGCGAGCAGUUCAGGGCUUGUUGUGCCAUAGCUCCUCUUUGUUCCAUCAGCAAAGGAACUUGAAGUGUCUCCUGGCUGGUCGACGCUCGCAGCUGGAGAUCCUGCGCAGCACAGAGGCUUUGACCAUCGAUGAUGAUCUUAUCACCGCCUGCAAUGACCUCACGGACAUCAUAAUUUACUGCGUAAAAUCCCUGUUGAGGUUCAGUCCGGACCUAAUGGACCUGCUUUGCGGCAGUGUCUAUGAACCACACAAAUGGCAUCCCUUGCUGGAUGUAAAGUUCGGUGCCCCCAAGUUGAACGAAGACAAUGUGACGCUGACAUUUGGAAUGGUUCUCAACAUGGUCAACAUAUACGUUAAGGCCUUGAAUAUGCAAAACCAUGGCUUCAGCGAUGUCCCCUUGAACACCUUGCCAAAUGUAGAGAAGCCGGCAACUGACCCAGCGGACAUCGAAGAUGCCACCAUUUGUCUAAGCAAUCAGACAAAUCGCACCUUCUCCAAGUCCCUGUCCAGCGUUUCAAUUUCCACCGCGGGCUGCCCAGCCAGUGAGUUGCUCUCGAAUAUGGACAGCCAGCUGUGUCUGCUGGCGCUGGAGCAUUUGCUCUUGUUGGUAGCAUCGCAGGUCAUUUGCAUUAUCCGCUCGCCGGAACUGGAGCCGCGUUGGAAGACAAUCGUGCGAAGAGACAUAAGCAACGAGUUGGUGAUCUUUCACGAGUUCGUGCGUCGCAAGGUGAUUGCCAAUUACAAGGAGAAUCGCAGUCCAUGGCUGCGACGCAAGCAGGGACUUUUCAAGCUCAAAUUCCUUGAUCCAGCGAGGAUUUCUAGUUCGCCGAGUACAUCAUCCCGCAAUCUCGAUCCAGUGCGUCGCAUUGGCAGUGCCACCAACGAGCUUCGGGUGAAUGUGGUUCGGCGGCAGCACCUGCAGCAACAGCUUCGCAGUCCGCCGCCCAAUACCUUUGACAUGAGCGUCGAUAUCAGUACCAUAUCGCCGCUGCAAGGUACUCCGAAUGCUGCCAUGUUGUCGCCAACAGAGUCAAGGGACAGCCGAAAGCGUUUAUAUCCUGCAGAACAAGUGGGUGCUGCCUUCGUGGAGGACGAACUGGCAUCCAUUGAUCAGCAGUUCUUCCCUCCACCCACGGAGAACGGAUUUAGCGAGCUGUCGCAGGUGCAGCUGGUGGAGGAGGACUACAUGCAGCUGAUGUCGGUCCUCUUCAACGUGAUGCCCCAUUGCGAGUGAGCUGUUUAUUAAUUGAUUGAUUCAUUAAUUCAUUAAUUAUUAAAAUAUAUUGCGUACACUCAAAUAAAUUCGUUGGUUCUUAACAUUUUAUUAAA
This is a messenger RNA of Drosophila serrata, 5747 nucleotides long. RefSeq names its product nuclear pore complex protein Nup188 (gene Nup188). The record is from RefSeq and is a predicted model, not a curated record. Gene Ontology annotation, molecular function: structural constituent of nuclear pore. Gene Ontology annotation, biological process: RNA export from nucleus; protein import into nucleus. Gene Ontology annotation, cellular component: nuclear pore inner ring. Lineage: Eukaryota; Metazoa; Arthropoda; Insecta; Diptera; Drosophilidae.